Candoia aspera is the source of this 2176-nucleotide messenger RNA. RefSeq names its product cholinesterase-like. Gene Ontology annotation, cellular component: plasma membrane. Lineage: Eukaryota; Metazoa; Chordata; Lepidosauria; Squamata; Candoiidae. The transcript is spliced from 4 exons. Gene Ontology annotation, biological process: acetylcholine catabolic process; choline metabolic process. Bases 114 to 1811 code for a protein of 565 amino acids. Gene Ontology annotation, molecular function: acetylcholinesterase activity. The record is from RefSeq and is a predicted model, not a curated record.
UGUGAGAUAGCAGGUUACAGUCUGGUCAUCUCUGAAGCUGAGCUGAGGGCGACACCUACAAGCAGUCCCGUUAAAUCUGUCAAGUGGGACUUCCUGCUUGUCCAACUGUUGCAAUGCCUGGUCUCCUGCUCCCUUCUCUCUUGUGCCACCUCCUCCUCCUCUUCCCACUAGCUUCCAGUUCUGCUUCUAAUGGUGACACAGUGGUCAUAACCAGCAGUGGCCCUAUUAAGGGCAAGCAACUCUUUGCUGGUCUUGGAUCUGUGACAGCCUAUCUAGGCGUUCCUUAUGCUGAGCCUCCUCUGGGGAAGUUGCGCUUCCAGAAACCGCUUCCACAUCGGCCAUGGAGCCAGAUAUUGGAGGCCACCAGCUUGGGCAAUUCCUGUCCUCAAUUUAUUUUUCGGGAUGUCCCUGAAGCAGAGGUAUGGUAUCCUAAAACACCACAGUCAGAAGAUUGCCUUUCCCUCAACAUCUGGGCGCCCUACCCACAACUUUCUUCAGGAGUGCCUGUUCUGAUCUGGAUACACGGAGGGGGAUUUUUCAUUGGCACGUCUUCUCUGGACUUGUACAAUGGGGCAUCCUUAGCUGCCACUGAGAAUGUCAUUGUGAUCUCGAUGAAUUAUCGCCUGGGGUCUCUGGGCUUUCUUUUCUUACCGCCAGCUGCUCCAGGGAACAUGGGCUUAUGGGACCAACAGCUGGCCCUGAAGUGGGUCAAAGAGAAUGCAGCUGCCUUUGGGGGAGAUCCUUCUCGGGUGACCAUUUUUGGCCAGAGUGCUGGAGGAUCUUCUGUGAAUUUCCAUCUUCUCUCACCAAAGAGCCAGGACCUUUUUGCCCAAGCGGUGAUUCAGAGUGGAACAGCCAAUGCUAUCUGGGCUUGGAAGACUCCUGAGAAAGCCAAGCAGAUAUCGCUGGAAUUUGGUCAUUUGCUAGGUUGCUCUGAGGACCAUAAUACCAGCAUGGUGAGUUGCCUGCAGACAAAAAAUGCUUCUGAGUUUAUUCAGCGUGAAACAUCUAUGUACCAAGAAGAUGGCUUCCUUUUGAAUUUUCCCUUCACACCAACCACAGAUGGGGAUUUUUUGCUUGGUGAUCCACAAAAUCUCAUGGAGGAGGGGCAAAUUCAGAUCAAACCAGUCCUUAUAGGUAGGACCCCUGAUGAAGCGACUUCGUUUGUCCUUCUUUUUUUCCAUGACACUAACCACAGUCUAAUCAAUCAGGAGCAGUUUCUGAAAGGGAUAAGACUGGCAGUGCAAAAUGCACCUGAAGAUCUCGUUCAGGCUAUUGCACUGAGGUACAGUGAAGGAAACCAUGGUCCAGCACAGUACCGCUCAGCUCUGUCACAAUUCUAUACGGAUUACAUAAUUACAUGUUCAUUGAUUGACUCUGCAAGAAAUAUCAGAAAAACCGGGAGUCCAGUAUAUGCGUAUUUAUUCACACAUCGCCCUUCAGGGUCAGUUUGGCCUGAAUGGAUCGGGGCAAUCCAUGCUUCUGAGAUUGCGUUCAUCUUUGGAACCCUGGAAUCAGCGUUGGUUGUCAAUCAGACAGAGGCUGAAACUAGACUGAGCCGUCAGAUGAUGCACUACUGGGCAGAGUUUGCCAGAACUGGGAAUCCCGCAGGGUCAGCGGCCCCCAAGGUCGAGUGGCCCCUCUAUAAUGCCACGGAGUGGAACGUCUUCCUCCUCAAUACUGAGCCGGUCCAGAAUACAGAGGAACAGCCUCCCCGGCACUGUGACUUUUUAAAGAUGCACUUUUCGGAGGCUGCACAAGCACCUAAGUCCAGCCAUUCCCCACGCGGAACCAAUCAAGACAUUUCUUAAAAGCCUGGGGAAAUGAUGACAUCUGUGCCACAGAACCUUCCAGAAAGAUCCACUCUCCUUUCAGGGACUGGCUGGUGGGAACACGGAAGAUGAAUACGGAGCCAACUAAAACCCCCAUGAUCUUUGCUGUGAAAUAACUUGAUACUGAAGCCAAUUUAGUGGCCUGCUAGAACCACUGGAAUGGAGCAGAGCUUAUAACACAGCUGAGAAGUUGGCCCAGAAAAAUAAAAUUAUCUUAGAUAGCUUCAGUGAGCAUACCAGAGAAACACAGGUUGUGGAUCUUACACACUCAGCCCUCCCAAGCAUAAAGAAUCACACGCUCAGACAUAUUAGGUUAAGAAAUAAAAAGAAUCUUACUGACUUUA